Raphanus sativus (radish) is the source of this 805-nucleotide messenger RNA. RefSeq lists its product as uncharacterized. Gene Ontology annotation, biological process: vesicle-mediated transport. The annotation marks the transcript as partial. Gene Ontology annotation, cellular component: membrane; Golgi apparatus. NCBI's taxonomy places the organism in Eukaryota, Viridiplantae, Streptophyta, Magnoliopsida, Brassicales, Brassicaceae. Gene Ontology annotation, molecular function: small GTPase binding. The transcript is spliced from 2 exons. The record is from RefSeq and is a predicted model, not a curated record.
AAAGUUGGUCUUCGUGUGUGGGUUUCAUCCUCUCUCUCUCUCUCUCUCUCUCUCUCUCUCUCUCUCUCUCUCUCUCUCUCUCUCUCUAUUAGGUAUGGCCUUGUCUGGAUCUGCACUACGCUUGUAUUUGUGCUUUCCUCUCUCGGAAACUGUGCCACGUACCUCGUGAAGAAACGAACCGACAGUGAAGCACCUUGGGUCUUUGAUGUGAACUAUAUAAACUUGGCAGCAUCUUUGAUCUACGGCUAUGCAAUAAUUGUGCCGGUGGCGUUUUAUUUCUCACUCCGGUAUAUGGGGUCCAGAGCUGAUCUUCUAAGAUUCUGGUGCCUCUGGGGAUACUCUCUCUUCAUUUUCGUUCCAACCACUCUUCCAUUGCUUAUUCCAGUGGAGUUUCUGAGAUGGGUGAUUAUACUCUUAGCUGGUGGCGCAUCGUCCUGCUUUGUUGCCCUGAAUCUACGGUCUUACCUUGAGGCGAGCAAUGAUCUGACGGCUGUUGUGGCUGCAGCGUUUGGUCUGCAAAUGGUUCUGUCUAUCUUCGUCAAAGUCUGGUUCUUUCCUUAAGUCCCUCCACACCACACGAUAAAACAUAUAUAUAAUGUUUGUAAAAAACGUUUUAGAUUUUGAUGUGAUGUGGUAGAACAAUUGAAUUUGUCAUUACCAGAGAAACAAAACCCCACAAAGUAACAUAUACACUGAACUGAAUCAUCGGGAUUCGUUUUGACUUGCUUAGUUUCUUGUUUGCUUGUUUUUUUUUUUUGUGAGUUGAAUUGUCUUAGGAUUUUAUAAUUUAAAUGGUUGAUUUUUA